UUGAUGGAUUUUUGAAAAUAUUAUGUUUAAACCGGGUUCAAUUCGAAAAAUUCAAGUACAAAAUUUCGUAACCUAUAAUUACGUCGAGCUGUAUCCUGGACCAAAUUUGAAUAUGAUAAUAGGCCCUAACGGGACUGGCAAGUCUACUAUAGUGGCCGCUAUCAUACUUGGGUUAGGAGGUAGCCCGAAAGUUGUAGGAAGAGGUAACAAAGUUUCCGAAUAUGUUAAGCAUGGCUGUAGUUGUGCUUCAAUAAACAUAUAUUUGCAAGAUGAUCAAGAAAACUUCAUUAAGGUAACAAGGGAAUUUGAUACUCAAAGUAAAAGUCAAUGGAAGCUAAAUAACGCAAGAUGUCUCGCAGAAGAUGUGGUGAAUUGUAUUAAAAGAUUUAACAUUCAAGUGGAUAACUUGUGUCAAUUCUUGCCUCAGGAUAGAGUUCAAGAAUUUGCUAAACUUAAUAAGCAAGAUUUAUUAAAAGAGACUCAGGUGGCAUUGUGUAGGCAGGACUUACUAGAGAAGCAAAAUUGCUUAAUCGCUGCCAGAAAAAGACACAAAGAACUCUUAUCGUUAUCAAAUAGUCAGACCAAAAAGUUGCAGGAAGCGCAGGACGAGAACACUCGCCUGGAAGGUAGAGUGCAAAAUUUCAAAAGGAAAAUAAAGUAUAAGGAUAUGAUAAAACACAUUGAUAGGAAAAUUGCUUGGUCUUUAUAUGAAGAAGUAAGAGCCAAACUGUAUGAAGCCAAAGAGGAUAAAAUCAAAGCCCUCGAAGCCUAUGAACUGCACAAGAAUGAACUCAAACCCAUGCAACAAGAAAUCGACUCUUGCAAACAAAAGAUAAUGGAUUUUAAAAAUGCCAACUCCAAAAUCUUGCAAUCUAUAAAGAAUAUAGAAGAGAAUGUUGGCGCUGCAAAUGAUAAGGUAGAAAUACUUUGCUCCAAAGUGGCCGAAAUUGAAAACGAAAUGCAUAACGAGCUGGCGGAGGUCCAACAGUGGGAUCAACAAAUUGAGGAUACAGUAAAAAAGCUGGAAGAAAUGAAGAAGUUGCACGAUGCGGCUAUCGCCAGAAAUAAAGAAGAGGGCCUAGAAGGAUCCUAUAUUACAAAUCAAAUUGCACAGUGCAGUAAUCGCAUGGCGUCAUUUCAAGAUAAAAAAGAAGAGCUUGAGCAGAACAUUAGGACGAGUUUAGCCGAAAUGAAAGCAUUGGAAAAUGAACAGGUCCAUAUUGAGAAUGUAAAACAACAAAGAUUUGAGCAGUUAAGAAGGCUGAAUAGUGACGCGUAUGCCGCAGUUUUGUGGCUCCGGAACAACAAGCACCUUUUCAGUGGGGAAAUUUUCGAACCCAUAAUGCUCGAAGUGAACAUAUUGGAUAAUAGUAAAGCGAAAUACUUGGAAGCGUGCAUACCGCUGCAAGACAGACUCGCGUUCACUUGCGUCGAAAAGGAAGAUAUGAAUAUGCUCAUCAGGUGUUUACGACAAGAAAAGAAACUAUCCGUCAACGUGGUGCAUUCGGGUGUGUCAAAGGGAAUCGUGGGCGAGAAAUUCCUUCCGAAUGUACCGAUCGAAAGGUUGAGAAAGUUCGGUUUUUACACUUACGUUAGUACUUUGUUUACUGCGCCCGAACCAAUCAUGAGGUACUUAUGCAGGACGUAUAGACUUCACGAUAUUCCGGUGGGUGACGUUUCCACCAAUGCCUGCUACGAACGUGUGCCCAGGGGAAUUAAUUUGUUUUUCAGCGAUCGACAUAGGUAUUUUAUAUCCUACUCUAAAUAUUCUGGCGAACGUAGCGCCAAACAGGACGUCAUCAGGGGGGACGGGGGUUUGUCCCUAUCCCUUGACGUUAUAAGGCUUGAAAAUUUAAAGGGCCGUUACAACCACGUUAAAAGGACCAUCGACGGUCUCAAGGAACAAGCCAGGGCUUACGAUAUCCAGAUCGCGGAAUUCAACAAAAAUAUACAAAUUCUCAAGGAGAAACUGAACGAGAGCCAAAGGCAGAAGCAACGGGCUCAGGCGAUCCAAAUAAAAAUCCAAGGGGCGGAGCAGCACUUGAACAGCAUGCGGAAAAACAAGAAAAGUCCCGAAGGGAUACGGACGAGCUCGAAGGUGAAAGUGAAAAAGUUGGCGCACGCCAUCGGACUGCUGCAAGAAUCGAUGAAGGACGACUUUGAAAAACUGCAGGCCAUGUUUACCCAACACGGAUUGAACGGUCUUAAAAUCGAGGCGCACAGAAGAAAGCUGGACCACUUGGAGAAUGUGAUUAUCGAUUCGAAGAGAAAGCUGCUGGAGCUUCGGGAUACGUUAAACGCCAUCACUGAUAAAUACAAUGCCGUGAUGACGGAGGCCAAAUCCCAACUUGCCAGAGCGAAGGAGUUGUCGAACGGGUACACCCCCGCGGACGACGGGUUUGAGGAAUUCAAACAAGUUUAUGAGAGAUUAUCAAAUAAUAUCGAGGAGCUCAACUCAGAGAAGGAGAACUUAAACUCGCGCAUCAGUUGCUUAAACACCGCCGACGACGGUGAAAUGAAGGAGUACGAGGAUAGAAUAAGUCUCAUAGAAUCCCUAGGAAGGGACGUUGUAGAAACGAAAUCGGAAAUCAACAAAAUUACAGUCACCAUAGGUAGAAUUCAGGAAGAGUGGUUGUCUCCUUUGAAAGAUAUAGCUGCGGGCAUCAAUAUGCGGUUUGCCGCCUCUUUCGAACGGAUGGGCUCUGCGGGAGAGAUUGACAUUUGCACGGGCGACGAUGAAAUGGACUUCGAGCAUUACGGCCUCUCUAUAAAGGUAACGUAUCGGAGAGGAGAGCCCCUCCAAGAAUUAAAUUCGACCAUCCAGAGCGGCGGAGAAAGGGCGGUUGCUACCGCCGCUUUUAUGCUCGCUUUACAAGAAUUGACACCAGUUCCGUUCCGUUGUGUCGACGAGAUCAACCAAGGCAUGGACGCGAACAAUGAACGAAGAAUCUUCGAGCUAAUAGUUGAGACCACUAGCCAACCGAACACCUCUCAAUAUUUUUUAAUAACGCCAAAACUGGUGCCCCAUUUGCAGUAUUCGGAACAGUCGACAGUUCACAUAGUCCACAAUGGUCCCUUCGUAAACCCUGACCGAAAGUGGGGACACUCCAAAUUCUGCAAUCCCUGUGGAGUGGAUAUCCACUGACAGGCAACCUGUUUACCAGCACGUGUUUUGUUAUGUAAAUAAAUAAACUCACCUGGUUUUUAACGUCGGAUAUUGUACCGGACGAUGAUCCUUUCACUUGCCGAUGGCGGUAGAAGAUGUAAGCCAUAUACGGAAUACGGCA
This is a messenger RNA of Cylas formicarius (sweet potato weevil), 3287 nucleotides long. It is a transcript of the gene SMC5, whose product is annotated as structural maintenance of chromosomes protein 5. NCBI's taxonomy places the organism in Eukaryota, Metazoa, Arthropoda, Insecta, Coleoptera, Brentidae. The transcript has 11 exons. The record is from RefSeq and is a predicted model, not a curated record. The coding region runs from base 23 to 3145 and encodes 1040 amino acids. Gene Ontology annotation, cellular component: Smc5-Smc6 complex. Gene Ontology annotation, biological process: double-strand break repair via homologous recombination. Gene Ontology annotation, molecular function: ATP hydrolysis activity; ATP binding.